Molecule: messenger RNA, 804 nt
Organism: Pseudocercospora fijiensis CIRAD86
Lineage: Eukaryota; Fungi; Ascomycota; Dothideomycetes; Mycosphaerellales; Mycosphaerellaceae
Exons: 1
Coding region: 1-804 (267 amino acids)
Source: RefSeq, a predicted model, not a curated record
AUGGCCACAUCGAACAUUGCCUCAAGUCAGCCUUUGGACACCCAUAUUGACCAUCCCACGACUACCAAUGGCUUCCCCUCUCAAGAGAAGACAUAUACUUAUUACCAUGCCGGUCCGCUCUUCACCCUAGGAGACCUUCACGCUAACGUUCUUCUUUCAAGAGCAAUCACAAAACUCAGCAACGGCAAAUUUGUGCCUUUACUACCCCAAGAUCUCGAACAGCGUGGCGACGUAACACCUCACAAAAUCCGAGACAAGGAUAUCAGGGCUCUACUGUCUUGUGACUUGGCAUUGUUCACCUACGAUGGAGCAGAAUUGGAUUCUGGAACUGUGGUUGAAUACAUGAUCGCAAAGUUCGCUGAUAUCCCCUCGGUAAUCCUUCGAAGUGACUUUCGUGGUGGUGGAGAUCAAGGCAGUCACCCUUCCGGCGAAGCGGAACCAUGGAAUUUGAUGAGCUCUUUUUGGCCUCGCACAAAGGGAGUUGUGAUUGACGGCAUGCUGGAGUAUAAGAAGGCAUUAGCAAGUGCUGCCAACGCAAAACAAGCACAGCACUCGAAUGGUGGCGAUGACUUCGAUGUGAGCAAAGCGGCUGGCGGUAAUAUGGUGGAAAUUACUGCUAGGAGAUGCGUUGAUGCAAUGGAGGAGGUUUUGAAGAUUCCUACGAGGAUGCCCAAGGAGCUGAGAGGGAGUGUGUAUCAAUGGCUGGCGCUGAUGCCUGGUUACGCUGAGAGAGAGGAUGAUAAAGACAUGGAGGUCAUGAAGAAUUUGCUCGAAAAGAAGGAGGGAAAAAGGGUGCUCAAUUGA